GUUUCAAAACAACAAUGGCGGUGUUCUCGAAAUUCUCUCAUUGUUUACAUGUCACACCAGCCGGGGAAUGAAACAACGGUCAGUUAUCAAUUGUAGAGGUUUUAAAUUGCGUCGAAAGUCUCACAUAGCAGAUAAGAAAUCGAAAUAGACGAUGUCGAAACGUAAGAAAGAUGAAGUAGUCGAUUUAACAGAAUCAGAUGACCAAAUAAUAAAACCAGCGGCCAAAAAAUUGAAACAAGCUUCAGAAAAACCUAAAGUGCCAAAAAAACCAAAAUUAGUUUCCGAAAAAGCGAAACCAGCACCUAAAAAACGCAAAACUGAAACUAAAAUGGGUUGUUUGGAGUCAAAAGAAAGCCUAGCUGAUUCUGACGAAUUUAUAGAGCCAGUUUUAAAAGUUAAAAAAUCUACGGGUGCUAAAAAAAAUCAAAAAACUAUCAUAGACUCUGAGGGGUCAACAGAGUCAAUUUCAAGUAACAAUUUUCAUAUUGACCCAAACCACUUAGUACACGACUGGACCAGCGCAGAAUACAUCCAAGAGUUCAAUGGAGUAACUCGAGCAGUUGCCGAAGCUGUGGUGAAACUUUUGGAUAACGACAACACUAUUCCUUUCAUCGCGAGGUACCGUAAGGACCAAACGCGUGGCUUAGACGCCGAUAAGUUAAGAUUGAUCAAAGAAAGUUACGACCGCGCGAAAGCUAUCAAGCACAAAGUCGACUUGGUGAUAAAAGCUAUCGACAAAUCUGGGAAAUGGACUCCUGAACUUCACAACCAUGUAAAGUCUGUCAAAACUUUGGCUGAGUUGGAGUACAUUCACUCGCUGUACAAAACUAGCUCCAAAAGGACGCUCGCGGAACGGGCUAGAGAACUCGGGCUGGGUCCAGUUGCUGAGGCGGUCUUGAAGGGCGAUAAAAUUCCGCAUUUAAAAAGUUUUAUUCGCUCUAAUGAAGAAGGUCUUGAAAGCGAAGAUCAAAUCAAAGAUGGAGUUAUUAAUAUUCUUGCUGAUGUUAUUAGCAAAAAUAAAGAGACUUUUGAUAAGACAAAAGAAUUGCGGGAAAAUAUUUCGGCUACUAUUCAGACUAAGAAGACUAAAGAUGGUUCUGGUAAAGAGGAUAAGGGUAAAAUGGAUAGUAAAAAAGACGACGAGAAGUAUAAAAUGUAUUACGAGUGGAAAAAUAUGGAGAAGAAUAUAAAACCCCACCAGACACUUGCUAUGAAUCGAGCAGAAAAGGAAAAAGUUAUCGCGAUUCAAGUAAUAGUUCCGGAUUAUUUAGAAAGUCAAUUGAAAAAAUUUAUCUUGCAAUUGUACCAGUCGGGAGUUAACGCCUCGGUAUUUCACAAGGACCUGAUUUACAGGGCGUUCGAUACUGCGUACAAAAAGUACAUUAAGCCGUCUGUGAUACGGAGGAUCAGAAGCGAGCUGAGCGAGAAAGCUGAGGAAGCUUCUAUGGAAGUGUUUGCAGUAAAUGUUAAGCAACUGCUCCUCACACAGCCGGUUAGAGGAAAAAGUAUCCUGGGGAUCGACCCCGGGUUCAGGCACGGUUGUAAGCUUGCUGUAAUUUCGGCACAAGGCGAUUUACUCGACACAGCGACUAUUUAUCCACACUGUAAAAAUGAUAAAUUGCGACGAGGAGGCGCUGAUACGCUCGUUAAGCUCGUACGUAAAUAUGGGUGCUCUAUUUUGGCGCUGGGUAAUGCAACAGCUUGUCGAGAAACGGAAAGCUUUAUUUCGGAUAUUAUUAAUUCGAAUUUAUUGGACAAACAUAGAGUCACUUAUACGAUUGUUGAUGAAUCUGGGGCCUCAAUUUACAGUUGCAGUGAUUUAGCUAAAACUGAGUUUCCAGAUUUAGAUUGCAAUGUAAUAUCAGCUGUAUCAAUAGCAAGGCGUCUUCAAGAUCCACUUGCGGAACUGGUUAAAGUUGAACCGAAAUCGCUUGGAGUUGGAAUGUAUCAACACGAUUUACCGGAGAAACAACUGAUGGCUAAAUUAAAUGAGGUCGUAAGUGAAGCUGUCAGUUUCGUCGGCGUGGACGUCAAUACAGCGUCACAUUGUUUAUUAAAAAGAGUCGCGGGUUUAUCUGAUGCCAAAGCAACAAACAUAAUAAACUGGCGAAAGGAUAACGGGCCAUUCAUCAAUCGCGAGCAGUUACAGAAAGUAAAAGGUAUUGGAGCGAAAACUUUUGAGCAAUGCGCGGGAUUUAUACGAAUAAUGCCCGAGACCGCGUUAUCUCAAUCAGUGGAGUCUAGCUCUAUGGAGACUAAAUCUAAAGCGAAGAUUAAAUUUAAUUAUCUCGACCAAACGUGGAUUCAUCCCGAGUCAUACGGUGCCGCGAGUGCCCUUAUCAAAGCUUCCAAUUCACGUCCUGAGGAUUUAGGAUCACGUAAUUUUAUUUCUGCGAUAAAUGUCUUCGUUGCUGGUAAAGAUCGUGCUGAACUAGCCAAGCAGCUGGGCACUAAUGAAACUACACUGGAGGUUAUCGUCAAGGGACUGAGGAUGGAGAAAGGCGAGGAUAUAAGACGCCAGGGUAGUGCUCCCUUGUUCAGGAAUAGUCUCAAGACCAUCGAUGACUUGGUAGUUGGAUCUGUUUUGAAUGGAGAAGUCAGGAAUGUCACGCACUUUGGCGCUUUCGUUGACAUCGGCGUCGGAACUGAUGGUCUUAUCCAUAUCAGCGGUUUAAAAGGAGCCGUUCUUUCAAUUGGACAGCACGUAGAGGUCAAAGUUGCCAACAUCGAGAAAGAGCGAGGUCGCAUUGGGCUUCAUUUGAAUAAAUUUUCCUAGAUUUUACUAUUUUGUUGUUAUUUAAGGGGGAUAGCCACUGUGAGAAUCGAAAAAAUAGGUGAUUUUCGGGAAUUUUUUAGACUGGGAUAAUAAAGGAAUUUUGGGAUCGGGUUUUUUUUUUGUUUUAUAAAGUAUACAUUGAAGAUCAUUCCCCUAAAUUUUGAUUAGAAAAUAUCAUGUUGUUACAAAGUUAUAAGCAUUUUUGUGGAGUACCAAAAAAAUUUCCCCCACCACGGUGUGAUCUCUAACUCAAAAACGGUUUAUAUAAAACAAAAAAACGAAACAGCGUUGUAAUCUGCAUGCAUGUGGUUAUCGUUACACGUAGGGAAUUUUGAAAAUUUGGAUU
This is a messenger RNA of Cotesia glomerata, 3122 nucleotides long. RefSeq lists its product as uncharacterized. The coding region runs from base 152 to 2776 and encodes 874 amino acids. The transcript has 3 exons. Gene Ontology annotation, biological process: translation; DNA repair. Gene Ontology annotation, molecular function: DNA binding; structural constituent of ribosome; mRNA binding. The record is from RefSeq and is a predicted model, not a curated record. Lineage: Eukaryota; Metazoa; Arthropoda; Insecta; Hymenoptera; Braconidae.